Molecule: messenger RNA, 1335 nt
Organism: Trichoderma atroviride IMI 206040
Lineage: Eukaryota; Fungi; Ascomycota; Sordariomycetes; Hypocreales; Hypocreaceae
Biological process (GO): N-acetylglucosamine metabolic process
Cellular component (GO): cytoplasm
Source: RefSeq, a predicted model, not a curated record
UCGGGCCAGACUCAAGGCCUAUUUCAGCCCAUCGCCGCUUGUGGCUUUUCGAUCAUUUGAGGCCGUGAAUUGCAUCUCAAUCUGGAAACCAUGGGGGAUCAGGGUUCCCUGCAGGGCCUUGCGGACGCGCCGUUUCCCUUGACUGAGGUUGAUAAAUGGGUCCUUUCGCAGUCGGAUGAGGAUUAUAAGCUGCAUGAUUGGGACGAUCUGAGGCACAUUAUCGAGACAAACAACCUGAGUGUUUUGAAAAGGAAGCCCUCAGAUCUCCGUCGCUAUAUUGCCUGGACUGCGGAGACCAAAGCACAAUAUGGCACCAUAACGGAGUACAUCCUGCAGAAUCGUCUGCCUAAAGCCUGGGGACUGCCACCAUUCGUGCCCGAAUCGCAGGUCCCCUUUGAUGCCGCCUCAGACUACAAGGUCCUGCUGAAUGAUUGGCCGUAUGGCCUGACGCCGGAGAUCACGCACAUUGUUGUGUGGUCCCGCACCCCGAUCCCUACUGACCCUGAGACGGGGGACCUGACGACUGAGAGCAGAGCCCAGGUGGAGAAUUUUGUCAAGACGCAUUUCGUCGAUACGCUGGGCGCCGGAGGAGAACAGCAAGUACUGUGGUUUAAGAACUGGGUUGCGCUGCAGAGUGUGCGGACGCUGGAGCACUUCCAUGUGUUGGUCCGCAAUGUUGACGAUGAUAUGCUGGAGCGCUGGUCAGGGGAGCGGCCUCAAAGGAGCGAGAAGUGAAUGGAUAGAGACUAUGCACUGGGGCCGCUCUUGAGCUUUUUGUGUAACGUUGAUUUUGUAUAGACCACCAUAGUUAGACAGACAGACCACCGUUUAUACCACUAUUUAAGCAGUCCUCCUUGCUCGACGGUUUCCUUGCGGCGCAGCGUUGUUGUCGGCACUGCCACCACCUUGCAUCGAGGCGAGUGCAUUCUUGCCCAUGCCCAAAAGUCCGUAGGCGAGGUAGGCGCCAUAUGCGGGAACCACGGCAUACAGCAUCCAGCCCCAUUUGCCAAACAGUAUCGCAGAGACGAUGGAUGCCCACGCCACCCAAAUGACAUCAAACAUGUACUCCGUCAAGCCGGCGGCUGCCAGGUCUUCGCCCGAGCUCUUGAGGGCGCCGGUUGCGGCAUCGUACUUGGGUCGGCCAGACGUCUCGAGGAUAUAUUCGCAGAUGAAGCUGGGGACCGAGACGAGGCCGUAGACGAGCAGAGAUCGAGAGCGGAAGAAGAAAUGCGAGAGGAGGAAGAGCACGUGGACGACGAGGGAUCCGAUGUGCAGGUUGUUGAGGGAGGCCGCAUUGGAUUUGGCGCGGUCCUUUUUCGCUUUUUGAGCCAUGGC